AUGCUCUGCCGCGGUCUUAUAUUGAUGUUACUGGCGAAGGCAAAGAAGCGAGCAGAAAGGAAGAGUCAGCAAAGAACUUCUCCGAAAGCGACCAAGAACAAGUCCCCUAAAAGUAAAUUAAUGGAACAUGGGGAAGCUGACAACGGAACUGUCCACGCCACUCAACCCUCAACUGAGUGGGAGAAGUGCUCAACAACCGCGUCAUCUGCCGACGUAACCAGCACUUCAGUGGAGUGUCACGGGUUUCUCUUCCAUUGGUCAGUUCAUCUCAUACUGCAUCACACCUUGCCUUACUCUCCGUCUAUGUUCAAAUUUGUGAAGCCAUCGUCGAUGACUCUGACCCGUCGUCGUGUUGAUCUCCCUCCUAACUUA
This is a messenger RNA of Ostertagia ostertagi, 372 nucleotides long. NCBI's taxonomy places the organism in Eukaryota, Metazoa, Nematoda, Chromadorea, Rhabditida, Trichostrongylidae. The record is from the annotation of a GenBank genome assembly.